GUCGACGCCGCCUUCCUGCCCCGCCCCUGGCCGUUCGGCCCGCCCCUCCUUCCUGGAGCCUCCGCUGAGGCAGAGGCGGCGUGGCGGCCAGGAGGGGGGCGGCUAGUGGCCGGAGCGACACGCGCUCGCCGCGACCCUAUGCGGUGAUUCGUGCGGCGCAGGCGCCUCCUGCCCCGCCGGCGGGGCUCGGGCUUCCCGCGGCGGGAUGUUUUCCCGAAGGAGCCACGGGGAUGUGAAAAAGUCCACGCAGAAGGUGCUGGACCCCAAGAAGGACGUGCUGACCCGCCUGAAGCACCUGCGGGCGCUGCUGGAUAAUGUGGAUGCAAGCGAUCUUAAGCAAUUUUUUGAGACCAACUAUUCUCAGAUAUAUUUCAUCUUCUAUGAAAAUUUUAUAACACUGGAAAAUAGCUUGAAGUUAAAAGGGAAUAAUAAGUCACAAAGGGAGGAGCUGGACUCCAUCCUCUUUCUUUUUGAAAAAAUACUGCAGUUUCUACCUGAACGAAUUUUCUUUCGAUGGCAUUACCAGAGUAUAGGCUCAACUUUAAAGAAGCUUCUACACACUGGAAAUUCUAUUAAGAUAAGAUGUGAAGGAAUCAGACUGUUUCUUUUGUGGCUUCAAGCACUUCAGACAAACUGUGCAGAAGAGCAGGUGCUGAUUUUUGCUUGCCUGGUGCCUGGUUUCCCAGCAGUCCUGUCAUCGAGGGGGCCCUGUACACUGGAAACACUCAUCAACCCUAGCCCUAGUGUAUCUGAUGCAAAAAUAUACCCAGAAGAAAUCACCCCACUUCUGCCAGCCAUAUCAGGGGAAAAGAUCGCCGAGGACCAGACCUGCUUUUUUCUUCAAAUACUGUUGAAAUAUAUGGUUAUCCAGGCGGCAAGCUUGGAGUGGAAGAAUAAGGAGAAUCAAGAUACUGGUUUUAAAUUUCUUUUUACACUGUUUCGAAAGUAUUAUCUUCCUCAUUUGUUUCCAUCAUUUACUAAGUUAACCAACAUCUACAAACCUGUACUUGAAAUCCCCCAUUUGAGACCAAAGCCAGUAUAUGUUACUAUAACUCGAGAUAAUGAAACAAUUUACAGUACAAAAAUUCCAUACAUGGCAGCUCGUGUUGUUUUCAUUAAAUGGAUUGUAACUUUCUUUUUGGAAAAAAAAUAUCUAACUGCAACACAAAACACUAAAAAUGGAGUUGAUGUAUUGCCUAAGAUCAUCCAGACCGUUGGUGUUGGUGCAGCACAAGAAAAGGUUCCAGAGCUGGAUGGUGAUGGGUCCACAGAGCAGGACAAAAGCCAUUCUAACAGUAGCACCUUAUCUGACCGAAGACUCAGCAACUCCAGUCUCUGUAGCAUCGAAGAAGAGCAUCGAACAGUGUAUGAAAUGGUGCAGCAAAUCCUCCUGUCAACACGAGGCUAUGUGAAUUUUGUGAAUGAAGUAUUUCGGCAGGCAUUUUUGUUGCCUUCCUGUGAGAUAUCUGUAACAAGAAAAGUAGUUCAAGUAUACAGGAAGUGGAUCCUGCAGAACAAACCUGUGUUCAUGGAGGAACCAGAUAAACAGGAUGUUGCCAAAGAAGAUGCUGACAAAUUAGGACUUUCAGAGACUAACUCCAAGGAGGCCUCAUCUGAAAGUUCUGGUCAUAAACGGUCAUCCAGCUGGGGACGCACGUAUUCCUUCACAAGUGCCAUGAGCAGAGGGUGUGUGACAGAGGAGGACAACACAAAUGUGAAAGCUGGGGCCCAAGCUAUGUUGCAGGUCUUUCUUACAAAUGCUGCGAAUGUCUUUUUGCUGGAACCAUGUGCUGAAGUUCCCAUGCUCCUGAGAGAACAGGUAGAUGCCUGUAAAGCUGUUCUGAUUAUUUUUCGGCGCAUGAUAAUGGAACUUACAAUGAAUCAAAAGACAUGGGAGCAGCUGUUGCAAAUCCUUCUCAGGAUAACAGAAGCUGUCAUGCAGAAGCCAAAGGAUAAGCAUGUAAAGGACUUGUUUGCCCAGAGCUUGGCAGGGUUGCUCUUCAGGACACUCAUCGUGGCUUGGAUCCGAGCAAACCUCUGUGUGUACAUUUCUCGGGAGCUUUGGGAUGACUUUCUAGGUGUGCUGUCAUCCCUUACAGAAUGGGAGGAACUCAUCACUGAGUGGUCCAACAUCAUGGACUCCUUGACAGCUGUGCUGGCAAGAACUGUGUAUGGAGUUGAGAUGACAAACCUACCUCUAGAUAAAUUAAGUGAACAAAAGGAGAAGAAGCAACGUGGCAAAGGUUGUGUUCUAGAUCCCCAAAAAGGGACCUCUGUGGGUAGAUCCUUUUCUCUGAGCUGGCGUAGCCAUCCAGACGUGACUGAGCCAAUGAGAUUCAGAAGUGCUACCACAUCUGGAGCACCUGGAGUUGAGAAGGCAAGAAAUACUGUUCGCCAAAAAGCAACUGCUAAGCGAAGCCAGUCUAUCAGCAACUGUGUCCACCUCUCUGAGCCUUUGCCUGCCACUAAAAGCGUCCCGCUCCUCCUCCAUACCGUGAGCGCUCUCUUCCCUGGUCUCUCUUAUUCUUCUUGCUCUCACAGGCUAUCAGAAGUGGAGGAACUCCAGCAGGCAGAGAGCACACCUGCUGCUGACUCUGAGUAUCUUGUGGUGGGACAGCAGCAGGUCCCCCGCAGCAGCAGCACCUCUGACAUCACUGAGCCUUUAUGCUCAGAUUCUUCUCAAGGUUACAGCACCAUGCUGCCUCAUCCAGCUUUUUACAUGGCCUCUGGGGAUCUGAACUCAGGUUCUUAUGCUUGCACAGCAGGCAUUUCACCAUUGAGCCAUCUCCCCAACCCAGGUCAAAAGGUAGAAAAUUCACAGAAUUUGAUCUCUUCAGAAUCCAAGUCUGUUCAAGAGAGUAAAGGACAUAUGAAGCGAGAACAUGAAGGAAUAACAAUCUUGGUUCGAAGGAGCAGCAGUCCUGCUGAGCUGGAUUUGAAGGAUGAUUUACAGCAGACGCAAGGAAAAUGCAGGGAGAGACAGAAGAGUGAAAGUACUGGUAGUGACACGGCUGUGGGCUCCAGCAACGAGACAGAGCUACCCAUGAACCAGUGGCAGACCUGUGAUGAGGACCCAGAACUCAGCACUCCCACAGAUGCUGUGUCUGACUCUGAUGCCCGCCAUUGGUUACAACUGAGUCCUACUGAUGCUUCAAACCUAACAGAUAGCAGAGAAUGCCUUGCAGAUGACUGUAGUAUAAUUGCUGGAGGGAACCUCACUGGCUGGCACCCAGACUCUGCUGCUGUGUUAUGGAGAAGAGUCUUGGGAAUCCUUGGGGAUGUGAAUAAUAUCCAGUCACCGAAGAUCCAUGCCAAGGUUUUUGGCUAUCUCUAUAAACUGUGGCACAAACUGGCCAAGAUACGAGAUAAUCUAGCAGUAAGCCUGGAUAACCAGUCAUCUCCAUCGCCUCCGCUCUUGAUCCCACCACUCAGAAUGUUUGCAUCAUGGCUAUUCAAGGCUACAACUCUGCCAAAUGAAUAUAAGGAAGGCAAACUGCAAGCCUACAAACUGAUCUGCGCCAUGAUGACCAGACGCCAGGAUGUUCUGCCAAACUCAGAUUUCCUGGUGCAUUUCUACCUUGUGAUGCACCUGGGAUUAACCAGCGAGGACCAGGAUAUCUUAAACACUAUCAUAAGAAACUGUUCACCCCGUUUUUUCUCCCUGGGUUUGCCUGGUUUCUCAAUGCUGGUGGGGGACUUUAUCACUGCUGCUGCCAGGGUCCUCAGUGCAGACAUGUUGUUGGUGCCCCGUUCAGAAGCUCUCACGCUCCUUGGUUCCCUUGUCUGUUUUCCAAAUACCUACCGGAAGAUCCCUCUGUUGCAAUCAGUGCCAGAAAUGAGUGAGGUCAUCACAGGAACCGAAGAUGUCAAGCAUUACCUCAUAAAUAUUUUACUGAAGAAUGCUACCGAGGAACCAAAUGAAUGUGCAAGAUGCAUCGCCAUUUGCUCCCUCGGGGUCUGGAUCUGUGAAGAGCUUACACAGUGUGCCAGCCAUCCUCAAGUCAAGGAUGCCAUCAAUGUGAUAGGUGUAACUCUGAAGUUUCCUAACAAGAUUGUGGCUCAGGUAGCCUGUGAUGUUCUUCAGCUGCUGGUUUCCUACUGGGAAAAGCUUCAGAUGUUUGAAACUGCUCUACCGCGAAAAAUGGCAGAAAUCCUUGUGGCCACAAUUGCAUUUCUUUUACCAAGUGCAGAGUACUCCUCAGUGGAAACAGAUAAAAAGUUUAUUGUGUCCUUGCUCCUCUGCCUCUUGGACUGGUGCAUGGCACUGCCUGUGAAUGCCCUUCUCCACCCUGUGUCCACAGCAGUCCUGGAGGAGCUGCACCCACCCCGGGCUCCCUUGCUGGAUUAUAUCUACAGGGUUCUGCACUGCUGUGUCUGUGGCUCAAGCACAUACACACAGCAAAGUCACUACACUCUGACCUUGGCUGACUUGUCAUCCACGGAUUAUGACCCCUUCCUGCCUCUAGCAAAUGUGAGGAACUCGGAGCCGGUCCAGUACCAUUCAUCAUCAGACCUGGGGAACCUGCUGACCGUGGAAGAGGAGAAGAAGAGAAGAAGUGUGGAAUUGAUCCCCCUCACUGCACGAAUGGUGAUGGCCCACCUAGUAAACCACCUAGGCCACUAUCCACUGAGUGGGGGCCCUGCUGUACUGCACAGCCUGGUCAGUGAGAACCAUGACAAUGCCCAUGUGGAAGGUGCUGAGCUGUCCUCAGAGGUGUUCAGGAGCCCAAACCUGCAGCUCUUCGUAUUUAAUGAUAGUACCCUCAUCUCCUACCUUCAGACACCUGCAGAAGCAUCAGAUGGAGGGACUUCAGGGGGUUCCCUCUCAGAUGUGAGAGUCAUUGUGAGGGAUAUCUCAGGGAAGUACUCUUGGGAUGGCAAGGUUUUAUAUGGACCUCUGGAAAGCCGCUUGGCACCCAGUGGAAGGAAUCCCUCAUUUCAGAUUUCUGGCUGGCAUCAACAUACGUGUGGACCUCAGAAAGAUUUGUCUCACAGUGAGGAGGGAGAUGAUGCACUUGACAAAUUACUUGAAAACAUUGGCCAUACAAGCCCUGAAUGCCUUUUACCAUCACAACUAAAUCUAAAUGAGCCUUCGCCACCCCCAUGUGGGAUGAACUGUGACCAAGAGAAGGAAAUCAUUGAGGUCAUCCUGCGUCAGAGCAUACAGGAAGAUGAGUAUGUCCAGAGGUGUAACUCUAAUUCUGCAGUGAAGGUCACCAGCCAAGGGCAGCCCUCGCCGGUGGAACCCCGAGGACCCUUUUAUUUCUGCAGGUUGUUGCUUGAUGACCUAGGAAUGAAUUCCUGGGACAGAAGGAAGAAUUUUCAUUUGUUGAAGAAAAAUUCAAAAUUAUUGAGAGAGCUAAAGAAUCUGGACUCACGUCAGUGCCGUGAGACACACAAGAUAGCAGUGUUUUACAUUGCUGAAGGGCAAGAAGACAAGUGUUCCAUCCUAGCCAAUGAAAGAGGAAGCCAAGCAUAUGAAGACUUUGUUGCUGGUCUUGGAUGGGAGGUGGAUCUCUCAACCCACUGUGGGUUCAUGGGUGGUCUUCAGCGCAAUGGCAGCACGGGACAGACGGCUCCUUACUAUGCUACCUCAACUGUGGAAGUAAUUUUCCACGUUUCCACUCGGAUGCCAUCAGAUUCAGAUGAUUCACUCACCAAAAAGCUCCGUCACCUGGGGAAUGACGAGGUCCACAUCGUCUGGUCUGAACACUCCAGAGACUACCGCAGGGGCAUUAUCCCAACAGCCUUUGGAGACGUUUCGAUCAUUAUUUACCCAAUGAAGAAUCAUAUGUUCUUUAUCACGAUAACAAAGAAACCUGAGGUUCCGUUCUUUGGGCCUCUGUUCGACGGAGCCAUUGUGAGUGGGAAGCUGCUGCCAAGCCUUAUCUGUGCCACGUGCAUCAAUGCCAGCAGAGCGGUGAAGUGCCUCAUCCCACUCUAUCAGAGCUUCUACGAAGAGCGAGCUCUGUAUCUGGAAGCAAUAAUUCAGAACCACCGGGAAGUCAUGACAUUUGAGGAUUUCGCAGCUCAAGUCUUUUCUCCCUCUCCCAGCUACUCUCUCAGUGGAACUGAUUAAAAUACAUAGCGGUCUCAUUAUGAUCCUUGAGCAAGGGGUCUUGACCUCCAGCCUGAAUAUGGGCCCCAAGAAAACCCUCCAUGUGGAAGACACAGGCAAGACUCCUCUGCUUUCCCCAGCACCCUCAAAUCCAGAUUCCAGGAAACUGCCAUGUGCUAGCAUAUACAGCAGGCCUUCCCUUUGCUGGACCCCCAAGGUCAGAAGUGAUCUAGUUUGUGUGGAGCUUUGAGACAAGGCUGUGUCCCUCUUGUCUUGGAAUCUCAUAAACCUUGGGCUUCAGAAGAAGAAAAGAAGACACCAUCAACCAGGAACAAGCCUUCUGUGAUGUAGAGUAGUCUGGAGCCUCUAGGCAGAACACAGUAAUGAAUGGUUCAGGACCCACAGGGAAGGGGCAGGGUCACUUGUCUGUAUCCCUGAGUUGGUUUCCUGUCAUUUAUAUAUGCAGUUUGAUUCCCAAAAGGGCUGACAAAACAAAUGUGUAAUUGUUGGAGGAAUUUCUUCCAUAAUUAUUUUGCUAAUCCUUAUGUUAGGAUUUACAGUUUAAUUCAAACUUUUCAUCAUCAAAAUUUCAUCAUCAGGGAAACUGGCUGUCCCCAGGGUCUUUUCCCACAGGAAGUUUCACCUCCAUCAUUAAGCCUUUCUCUAUCUGGUACUUGAGGCCUACUGACGAAGAUUCUCCUAACAACACAGUUUGGCCAGAUAUUCACAUAGAGCAAUCAGAAGUGUCUAGUAAUACAGGGCUGUCCAUAUGAGAACACUAAGCAGAUGAGUAGCAUCCUUGCCCAGCUCAGCCCAGCUCAACCUGCCCAGUUCAGCCCAGCCCAGCUCAGCUCAGCUCAGUCCUGCCUUGCCCAAUUCAGCCCAGCCCAGCUCAACCCAGCCCUGCUCAGUUUGUCCAGCCCAGCACCACCUACAUCAACACACAAGGUUUAGUGCCUGCUGCAGCUCCAAGGCUGACCAGUACCCACAUCAUGUCCAGUACCCAAAAGCUCACCUGCUGUCUUCGUCCUGCCUAUUGCUCAGAGAAAAAGAUACGUAAGUUUUAGGGUAACAGGUUCCAAGCAAUAGAUUCAAUGAAUAUAUAUGUAUUAUUUAUUAACCUAUCUGGCUCCAAGGAGAGUGUGUUGUGCCUACUAGGGAUGAGAGAGAGGGAAGGAGUUAAAUGUGUCCCUUGCUGGACAUCUUAGACAUUAGAAUCCAGCAACUAAGGGUCAGUUCAUAGGGAAGACCUCUGUCUUCCCUCCCUACCCUCUAUCCUGGCGCUGUCUCAGAGUUCCAGUGUUGCUUCAAUCCCUGCUCUGCCUCCAAGAGAAACACAGAAAUUAUUGCAGAGGUCAUCCCUCCCUUGCUUCAUAGUCCUGCUACCUGAGACCAUUUUCCAGUGUGCUUGUCUAGGGUGACCCCUUCACUCAGAGCCAGAAAGCAGCUGUGGAAUGUAACCUCCAAGGGCUCAGGCAUGGGAAGGAAAUGCCUGGAUGUGGCCACCUCUCUACCCUCCUCUGAUCUUUAUUUUCACCCAUUACUCCUAGCCUGCUUGGUCAUUCUCCUGAACCUGCCUAUAACAUCAGUGUCCAUUCUCCCAGAGCCAUCUACUGUAGAGUUGAUUUGGCUGCUGUUGACUAAUAGAGAAAGGGGCAGAGCCAGAAGCCUUUCAGUGAGUGGGAAUUCUGAGAGCAUCGUUCUAGGAGCACCUUCCAACUGCAGGGAAAAUCCAUCCACCUGCUUUGAAGGGAAUUCUGCAGCCUUCCCCUAAUCCCUGUGUGCUGUUUUUCUAAGGAUCCAGGAUGCAUCCUUAUUGGGAGCUUAAUGGUGAUAGAAGGGUAAGGAGAUGCUAUGGCAUUUCCCAUUGUGUGGUGAUACCUUGAUUCAUAGCCAACCUACCGUGUGUGUGUGUGUGUGUGUGUGUGUGUGUGUGUGUGUGCGCGCGCACGUGAGAGAGAGAGAGAGAGAGAGAGAGAGAGAGAGAGAGAGAGAGAGAGAGAGAGAGAGAGAGAGAGAGAGAGAGAGAGAGAGAGAGAGAGAGAGAGAGAGAGAGAGAUCUGGUGGCCCAGUAUUGCUCAGACUUCUAUUAAUUGAUCCGCUCCUUAACUAUUUACAAAGUGCCCAGACCUGACUCCUGUAGAGUCACCACAAGCACACCCCACCCCAAGUUCUGGGCACUAGAGGUCCCUGUAGCCCUCUUUCAGUAAGUAGGUAUCUGCAAGAUUACUAUCUUCAGGCUCCAGAUACCCCUGUUGUGGAAUUCUUGUCAUUUUGGAAGUCCUUUAUUUUUAUUUUUUUCAGUGGUAACAGAACCCAAGACCCAAGACCACAACCCAGGCCCCAGAGGUUUUUGUUUGUUUGGUUGGUUGGUUUUUUUGUUUUUUGUUUUGUUUUGUUUUGGUUUGGUUUUUUUGGUUUUUACGAGGCAGGGUUUCUCUGUAUUGUUUUGAAGGCUAUCGGUCCAGCCCGGCCUUGAACUCACAGAGAUCCGCCUGCCUCUGCCUCCCGAGUGCUGGGAUUAAAGGCGUGCGCCACCACCGCCCAGCCACAGAGGUCUUUUUCAACUCCCCCAGCCUUCUGUUCAUAAUUUCAUUUGCUGCCACAAACUAAUGCUUUCAGACUUGGAGUGAGAAAGUCAGUUGGAGGUACCAAAUUUGACCUUGUUGUGACUUAAUGGUUUUACCAACCCCAUGCCCUGGGUGACAGCAGGAGUUUAUGUCUGUUUGUGUUUUGCUUUUUUAGUUCAUGGGCCUUGGAUUGGUAAUAGCUCUGGUUAGAGACUUAGAGUUGGGGAGUGGGGAUUCAUUCUGGCAACUAUGUUUGGUUGGAUUUAGCAGUUCUUGUUAUUUGGGGUGGAAAAUUGAAAUGAUCAAGUUCAGUGUUUCUUUUUUUUUUCAGUUGGAAAAGCAAAUAUUGUGUUUUUAUAAUAAAUGUCUUUUAGCAAAAUUGCUAAGGGUCACUUAUCUAGUAGAGACCCUCCAGAGAGCAGCUCAUCACAUUAGUAUUAGUAGGUCAACCAUCUGUAAUAAAAGUGGCCCUAAUUACCCCGAAGUGUGAUAAGACACUCGGGCUCCUGCAGGGCCUGGCCAGUGCCCUUACUUCUCAGCAUGCUGAUUUCCAGAUUUCCAUAAAGAGGGAAACUUGAUGUUUGUAUUCUUGUUGAUUAGACUUUUAUGCUUUAAAAAAUAGUAAUCCUGCAAAAUUAUGACUUUUUAAAAGUAGUCAUAUCUUCAGCAGAUAGGAGAAAAGAAAUUUAAGUGACUUUUAAAGUGUCUUCAGCAGCCACGUUUGCAGCUCUUGAGAACCCCCGGGGAAUGGACUCUGACUUUGUAAUUGGCUGGUUAGUAGGACCCUUAGCCUUAUAAAGGAGACCACACAGCUCCAGUGAGUCAUGCAAAUCCUGUCUUCCUGACUGUCCUCAGGUGUCACUUCCUUCUUGCCACUAACCUGUAAUGGAGGUUUGAUGGGCCCUCUAAACUUUCCAGUGUGUCUUAUGCGUAGCUGUGUUACUCCAUACCUACUGAAGGGGGUGCCACAUCUAAGGGAAACUCGUCCUUGUAUUUGCACCCAUGUUCUAUGUGUAUGACAUAUGCAGUAGGCAAAUGUUUUCUUAAUUUCAGGUCUACCAUGUGUAGUAUGUGUAAAUAGGGGGAAAACUGAUAGAGAUGAUAAAUUAAGUUAUAGCAUGUUGUUUGAUUGUUUUGAGGUUUCUUGUUAUUUAACUUCCCAAUGCUGCAUAUCUAGGUUGUUGUGAGGUGGGGGAGACCUCCAAGUCUGCCCCAUCUUGACAGGAGUGUGUGUGUGCACUAGGACACACUCCACAGAGGCAGCCAUGCUGGGAAAACACUUAGCUCCUUAAUGGUGCCACUCAACUCCAGUUCAUUCAUGUUCGUUCUGAUUUCCUGGGAUGAUUUGAUGAGUCAGAAGCACAGCACCUAGGUGCUGCAUGUUCCUGACAUUCUCAUAGAUUGUAGGAAAAUAAAAGUUUAUCCCAACAUCUAAUAAAAAGUUGAUUUGCAUUUUUAUUGAACAAAGUUAUUCAAAAACAUUUUGUAAACCAAAGCCAACAGGUGUUCAGUACGGUAGCUGAUACCAUUCAUAAAGCUUACACAUGCAUAUUGAUGUAGAAUCUACCUCAGGGUUCAUGGUGUAGAAUGCUAAUAUUCAACCUGCAGCCUCUGAUAAUCACAGAAUAAACUUCUGCAUAUAUGGUUCCUCAAGACUCUGAUCUACAGCUAGGAACACCAUCCAUGUCCUCCAUCCAUCGUCUCACCUAAUUAAACCCACCCUUGUCUUCAUGAUGGCACUAGUGGGCCAGUAUGCCCUGGUUUUUUUUUUUUCUUGUUGUUGUUGUUGUUUGGUUGGUUGGGUUAUUUUGUUUGUUUGUUUUGUUUUUCGAGACAGGAUUUCUCUGUGGCUUUGGAGGCUGUCCUGGAACAGCCUAGUCUUAAACUCAGAGAUGCACCUACCUUUCCCUCCCAAGUGCUGGGAUUAAAGGCGUGUGCCACCACUGCCUGGCUGCCCUGUUUUUAUAACUCGUAAUGAGCAUCAGAGUGACUUUUGACCCCUGCUUUGUCUUUCCUAGGCAGAUCCCUGUUUUAGCUAGAGUCCCUGCCACUAAGGAGCAAGGUAUAUUUGAGAAUUUUGUUAUUAGGUGACAGACAAUGUGUAAUUUGGCCAGGUACUGAUAUUUCCUGCCUCAGGACUCCAGCAGUCACAUUACAGCUUAGCCUGUGGUCUCUGAGAGCAUAGUGGGCCACUCCAUGUUCCAGACAACAGUGAAUUCUCGGGAUGCUGAACAACCAAGUUUGUAAAAGUCAUUCACUUGUUCCUUUAGCAAAUGCUUGCAGAAUGUGCUAGUGUCCUGAGAAAGGGUCUAGGGAGUCAAGUGCAAAGUGGGGCCUGCAUUGACCUGGCUUUGUUUUAGCUUAUAACCAAGAGCUUAUAUAUGUAGUUCCAUCUAGAAACAACUCAAGUGUUGUGAGCCAGAAGUAGUACCUCACAGCCUUCUGCUUCAUUUGGGCAUUUCUAAGAAGGACUCAGAUUCCUGCCUCAUUUUCUCCCAUGGUAUAACUAAAGCAUCUGCAUCCCUCAUAGCUCCCACAGAAGGUGAUGGAUGCCCAGAAAUUGACUGAGGAGCCCUGCUGAUAGCAUUCCAGGAAGCCCCAUGUGUCUGUGGAGCUGGGUAGCUCACUGCUCUACAGCUGCUCCUUGGACCUGAGUCCCUCCCUCUUGCUAACUGUUCAGCUCUGCAGAUGGCCUUCCAGGAUGCACAGGGAGCUUUCCUCUGGGGUCAUAUUGGGAUACUUUUCAGAUAUGGAAAUGAGCACUUGAAAGGCAAAGACUGUUGUCACUAUUGUCGCAUAUUUAUAGCAAAAAGGCAGGAAGGGGUUGAUUCUCAGCACCAUGUUUCCUGUGAGAGAUUGAGUCAUCUUCAGAAGCCCUCAUCAGCACCCUCAGACCAUUACAUAAAGAAUCCAGCUUCCACUACAAAGGACUGUCAGAAGAAUGCACCUGUAGGGGUGGGUUUGUUUUGUUUUGUUUGUUUAGUAUUCCAGGAGAAAUGCCCGUUUCCUUCAGUGGAGUGUCUCCUAAUGGGAAGAUACUGAAUUUACAGUUACACUAUACACACAUCUCUGGUGUAGCUUUGUGUGUGUCAUCUAAGCCAAGGCCACCUGAUGAAAAUGCUUAUAUCAAGAAGUACUAUUCGGGCUGGAGCGAUGGUUCAGUGGUUGGGAACACUGGCUGUUCUUUCAGAGGACCUGAGUUCAGUUCCCAGCAUCCACAUGGCAGCUCCCAGCUGCCUGUAACUCCAGUUCCAGGAGGUCUGAUAUCCCCAUACAGACACACAUGAAGGCAGAACACCAAUGCAUAUAAAAUAAAGAUGAAUAAAAUUUUUAAAAAGUACUAUUCUCAUUUGCUCUUCUAUGAAUUGAUAUGGUUUUAAUUGCAUUUCAUUUAAAGGAAAAAGCAAAAUCAAUGGAGACUGUGGGAAAAGAUCACAAAGUAAACUUCUCUACAUAUGUGGUUCCUUAACACCCUUACAGCUGGGAACACCAUCCCUGUCCUGCUUCUACUUCUGCUAUAAAAAACUGAUGCCUGAAGGUGUUACCUCACUGGCUUUCAUACAGCUAGGCUGGGGCUGCAGCCAGGAGUUGAGUUUCCUGUGUUCCGUGUGUAGUGGCAUCUCCAUUUAGCACCAAUAACUGUUUUUAAGCAGUACAGGAACUGUUUUUUGGACAGUGUAGUUUUCGAGUGCCCAUUGUAGUUUAGUCACAGAAAGGAUGUUUCUAAGUCCACAUCUGAGGCCACCUUGAGUCUAUUGUCAGACGAGCCAGCAAAGUUUUGGCACUGUGAGGAUCUGGUUUUCCAGAAAUAUGACCUGUCCUUGUCGUCUACAUAAAGAACACUUGGAAUCAACCCUUACUGGGAAUUCAAAAACUACCAGAUAGCAAAUUCCUGGAAAGGCAGAUUGCAUGGGUCUUAACUGAAAAGAAAUAGACUUUGAAAAGAAAGAUCUGGCACCAAGGCAGGCUUGGUGUAGUGCCCAGGCAGGUUGACCACACCCUGGGAGGCCAUUCCCACCCUCUGGAGUCAAAGAGCUAUGUGGUGUUUACCACUUGCUUGCUCACUUGCUACCAUUUGGUAAAAGUUGUGAUUGCCUCCUAAAAGGUAAAGAUGCACCAAGACCUUUGAACACCACAGCGACCACCAGCAAGUGGUUGGCUUCCAAAAAUCAAGGGUUGGGUUUUUCACAUGCUGUCUGCUGUAGCAUCUCUCCAGCCUGGCUGAUGGCCCAACUGGGGAAGGCAAGGGCAUGUCUGUAACAUGCUCCCCCUGCCAAAAGGCACUUUCAUGUGUGCCCCAAAGUAGCUGACCAGCAGCACCACAGCAGGGGACCCUGGGAAAUGACAUCCCUGCUAAAGGUCACUGAAAAGAACUUGCUGGAACUGGAUCAUGCUUUUUGUGGUUGUUAGAAUUUUACAAGAAAAAUAUUUUUAAUACCGAAGUCUCUACUAGCCUAAAUUAAAUUGGAUAAUAUGAGAAGGGGUAUGGAUUUAAGCUGCUGUGUUAUAUAUGUGGAUAAACACUUGCCAAGCAUGCACGAGGUCCCAGGUUUGAUCCCUAGCACUAAAGAAAGAAAAGGUUGGUGUGUGUGUGUGUGUGUGUGUGUGUGUGUGUGUGUGUGUGUGUGUGUAGGUAGGUAGGUAGGUAAUUUUAAAAAUAAUGUAGAAGACUCUGCUCUUUUUAUAACUAAAAUCAGAUAAACUAGGGAGUCCUUGUUGGCCUCUUUCAUACCACAUCAGACAUGAAAAGCACAGGUUUAAUAUCAUACUGAGGGCUGGAGAGAUGCUCAGAGGUUAAGAGCACUGGCUGUUCUUCUAGAGGUCAUGAGUUCAAUUCCCAGCAACCACAUGGUGGCUCACAGCCACCUCUUCUGGUGUGCAGUCAUACAUGCAGGCAGAAUACUAUGUACAUAUUAAAUAAAUAAAUCUUUUAAAAAAGCAUACUAAUAUGCUGCCUUCCAUAUCAGACUACAUUAUAUAUGUGAUUGAAAAUUCCAUUUAAGACAUUUAAGAAAGAAAUAACAGAUGCAUUAAAUGGUCUCAGGAACAAGGAUGCCUUUUCCUGUGCGUCCAGGUGAAAUUUUUAAUCUCACAUUUAUGUAUCCCCUCGCUCUCUUCUGGCAAAAUGCUCAUUGAGUCUGACAGACUAUUUUACAUGAAUAGGUCCCCGCUCAUCAGCCUCCUCCUUGGCGUGGGGUCCUAGGGUCUGAAAAUUGGAGUGUGCUUUUCACUGAGGGUGUGAAGUGUGGAGGGACGGCUAUUACAGAUCCUGAAAGGAUCUUUUUGACUUCAGAAAAUAGCCUGGCCAAGAAAGGCUUUUUUCCAUGAAUACUCACAGACUGCAUUAUGCUCCUCAGAUGAUAGAGGUGAGCACUUUUGAUCAAUAUUCCCCAAGAAACGCUGCCGGGCUAAGUGGGACCCAAGGGCCUCUGGGAGACACCCCUCCCUCAGAGCUGCUACACCUCUGCAGCACGUUUCUCACCAAUGCUUUGAGACAGAGCACCAGCUCUCCUAAUCACUGACAGCCCAUUCUGUCCCCUGGCUACUCUAGCUUUCCUAUGGGAGCAUUUUGUCACCUCCAUUUCAGAAAAAGCCACAGGUAGAAGAAAGACUUCAACAGGAGCUUCUGAAUCAAGGAAGGUUUGUUUGUUCACUUAGUGUCACUGAGAUUGCAAUGACAUGACAGUAUGAAUGCACAAUGCCCCAGAUACACUAUACAUUUUCUCUUCCAUUUCUGCCCCCAUCCCAACUUCUCUCUCCAUGACAAUGGUAGGCAGGUUAUUAAAAAAACAAAUUCUCAAAGCCUUCUCUCCAGAUUCAUGCAAACACAUACACAAAGACGUUGACUUUUAUUUUAUACAGAAAUAGCUUUAUAUGUUAUCUGGUACUCUGAUGUUCUUUUAAGAUUAUGUCAUAGGUGUGCAUAUCUCUAAUUCAUCAUGCUUAGUGGCCGCAUAUUAUUCCUCGAUAUGGAAUUCAAUUUCCUUGCACCUCGUGUAAGCAUUAAAGUGGUCUCCAGUGUUCUUGUAACAAUACUACUUCAAUAAACACCAUCACACUUCUA
Messenger RNA from Mesocricetus auratus (golden hamster), 14692 nucleotides. RefSeq names its product Ral GTPase activating protein catalytic subunit alpha 2 (gene Ralgapa2). Gene Ontology annotation, cellular component: nucleus; cytoplasm. Bases 206 to 6079 code for a protein of 1957 amino acids. The record is from RefSeq and is a predicted model, not a curated record. NCBI's taxonomy places the organism in Eukaryota, Metazoa, Chordata, Mammalia, Rodentia, Cricetidae. Gene Ontology annotation, biological process: regulation of small GTPase mediated signal transduction; positive regulation of GTPase activity. The transcript has 42 exons. Gene Ontology annotation, molecular function: GTPase activator activity.